This is a messenger RNA of Aspergillus melleus, 333 nucleotides long. RefSeq lists its product as uncharacterized. Lineage: Eukaryota; Fungi; Ascomycota; Eurotiomycetes; Eurotiales; Aspergillaceae. The coding region runs from base 1 to 333 and encodes 110 amino acids. The transcript has a single exon. The record is from RefSeq and is a predicted model, not a curated record.
AUGGUUCAAGGUUCCCCCGGAGAAAUAGCAAUGGUAGUUCUACAGCUCUCGGCCCGACGGACGGCUAUCGGAGCACAUGGCGGCUACUGCAUCAAUGCAUACCAUCAUGACGAAGAGAAUCUUCCUAUCUUUUCUCCCGAAAAUGGUCUGAACAGGAGGGAAAUCCGGAUAAGUUCUCCCGCGCAUUAUUGGGCAAAUCGCUCCGCCUAUGGUCUCUCUUUCAUUCAUUCCUUCCGGUCUUUCCAUCAUUCGUUAUCGCUUUUGUUUUUUGAAUUUUUGAUUCUCUGCAGGGUUGGCCAGACGGGGCGUAGUCCCGGUAGCAAAUAUUGCUAA